This is a messenger RNA of Anoplopoma fimbria (sablefish), 1301 nucleotides long. Its product is annotated as MRN complex-interacting protein-like. NCBI's taxonomy places the organism in Eukaryota, Metazoa, Chordata, Actinopteri, Perciformes, Anoplopomatidae. The record is from RefSeq and is a predicted model, not a curated record. Gene Ontology annotation, biological process: mitotic G2 DNA damage checkpoint signaling. Gene Ontology annotation, cellular component: nucleus. Bases 74 to 1078 code for a protein of 334 amino acids. The transcript has 8 exons. Gene Ontology annotation, molecular function: chromatin binding.
GUUCAAACAGACCCGGGAAAACUGAGCCCGAAGAGCAGGACUGGAACCGGCAGAGCUGGACCGGAUCACCGUCAUGGUUCAGGAGUUUAACGUGCUCCGGUGUUUCUCCUGUCAGAGCUUCCAGGUCCAACAGGUGAAGAAGGUGACCAGAUGGAGCUGUAAACUGUGUGGAGAGAAACAGUCGCUGCUGAAGGAGUUUGGGCGGGGCUCCGGAGCCGACUGCAGACGUCAUGUUCAGAAACUUAACGCCAUGAGAGGAGCAAUGAUGGAGGAGCAGGAGCACAACACCUGGUCUCUAUGGAAGCAGGUGGAGGCAGACAGAGAGGAUGUACCUGAGAAACAGGACCAGCUGAGGCAGACUGGAUCGAGCCGCUGGAGCAAAUACCUGGACACACCUGAGGAGGCGGAGCCAGAGGAGGAGGACGAGGAGGAUGUCUUGAUGGACUUCUUCACCCAGCAGCUCCAUGACAACAGCAUGAUUGACAGGAAGAGAAUGAAGAGAUGGACCGAUGGAGGAGGAGCGGACAGCUGGACACCUGAACAGACAAACAGUUUGAUGAUGAAACCUGUUAAGAAAACAAGUCUGAACCACACCAGUCCUCCCAGUGAAAACCACACCAGAACCAGGAGUCUGAACCUCACCAGUCCUCCCAGUGAAAACCACACCAGAACCAGGAGUCUGAACCACACCAGGAGUCUGAACCUCAGUCCUCCCAGUGAAAACCACACCAGAACCAGGAGUCUGAACCACACCAGUCCUCCCAGUGAAAACCACACCAGAACCAGGAGUCUGAACCACACCAGUCCUCCCAGUGAAAACCACACCAGUCCUCCCAGAAAGAAGAGCCUUUAUUCUCCCAGUGUGAGUUCUGGUCCAGUCUCCAGGUGGGCUUGUUUCCUCCCUUCUGACUGUCACGAGGGGGCGGGGCCUUCCAUCAGUGGGAGGGGUCAGUCAGUGGGCGGAGCUGUCUCUCUGUCCUGUGAUGACAUCAGCCAGGCCCCGCCCCUCACCAGAUCCAUACAUCCUGUUUCCUCCAUGUUUGAGAGCGGAGAGGACUUCAGCUUUGAAGACUUCUAAACGUGGAACGAUUGAUCAUCUCAAAGCUUGUAAUUCAUUAAAGUGGUUCUAUCUCUACAUAUUAUGGGAUAUAUUGAUCCUGUGUGUUUAUGAUGGGCUAGUUCAACGCUUCAUUCAUCACUGAUAUCGUUAUACCACAGAAACAUAAUGUGUAUAUUGUUACUGUAAAGGUCUGAAUGUAUGUGCAACGAGAUGUUGACCAAUAAAGAUGAAGAAUCACGAG